Messenger RNA from Durio zibethinus, 1050 nucleotides. The record is from RefSeq and is a predicted model, not a curated record. NCBI's taxonomy places the organism in Eukaryota, Viridiplantae, Streptophyta, Magnoliopsida, Malvales, Malvaceae.
AUGUUCUUCCUCAUACUUGUCCUGCUUCACUUUUCCUCUGUUUUUGCUUCUUCAUCCUCCAUUGCUGCACUUAUAAGAGGUAAAGAAGCGGAAACUCUGCUAAAAUGGAAAGCUAGCCUUGACAACAACACCCAAACUUUGCUCUCUUCUUUGUGGGUUGGAGACUUCCAUUGCAGUUGGGUUGGAAUUACCUGCUACAAGACUGAAAGCAUCACCAAUCUAAGCCUUCCAGAUUCUGGGUUGAAAGGUCUUGAGUUGAUUUCCUUGGCAAGUAAUGAGAUCAGUGGUUCCAUUCCAUUAGAGAUAGGGAGGCUGAGUUCAGUUUCCGAGAUUUAUUUCUUUGAUAACUAUCUACGUGGUUCUAUCCCUGCUUCCGUAGGAAACUUGACCUACUUAUCUGUUCUCCACCUCUAUCAAAAUAUGUUUUGUGGAUCGAUACCUCAAGAAAUAGGGAUGCUUAAAUCUCUCACUGACUUUGAGUUGAUUCAUAAUAAUUUCUCUGGUUCAAUUCCUGCUUCCAUAAGAAACUUGACCAGUUUAUCCACUCUCCACCUUCACCAUAAUAUGUUUUCUGGGUCGAUACCUCAAGAGAUAGGGAUGCUUAAAUCUCUCACUGACUUUGAGUUUAGUCAUAAUAAUUUCUCUGGUUCAGUCCCUGCUUCCAUAAGAAACUUGACCAGUUUAUCCAGUCUCCACCUUCAUCAUAAUAUGUUUUCUGGGUCGUUACCUCAAGAGAUAAGGAUGCUUAAAUCUCUCACUGACUUUGAGUUGAGCCAAAAUAAUUUCUCUGGAAGCAUGUCGAAGCUUAUGAUGAUAUAUCUUCACCAUAAUCAUUUAUCAGGGCCAAUUCCUUCAGCGCUUGGCAAUCUCACUCAUUUGCAAUCAUUACAAUUAGGAGAUAACCAUCUUAGUGGUCCAUUACCCAAAAAUUUAUGCAGGGGUGGACAACUCGCAAAUCUUUCGGCUUUCAACAACAAUUUGACGGGUCUUAUCCCACCAACUUUGAAAACUUGCAAAAGCUUAUUCAGUGUUAGGCUUGAAGGAAACUAG